GAAUUUUAUUUACAUUUUUUACGGGCUGAAUUUGUCAUGGACUGCAUCAUGCUACCGUUGGGCCUCGCUCUCAACGCGUGGAUGCUACUGGCUAUCGUCACGUCGCCGGACAUGCGUCGUCGCAUGCGCAACAAGCUCAUUGCCAGCUUCUGCAUCCAGCAUCUUUUGGAGUCCUUGAUACAACUACCGAUGAAUAUAGACGGUAUCUCCAGAUUCCUUAACGGACAGUCGGUUAGCUGCCAUCACAUUUCCGCAAUCUUUCAUACAUACUUAAUGCAAGAUUUCAUCUCCAACUGGACUUUGGUCAUUUUUGUUGCGGUUUACAUGGCCCACGUCUGCGAUUACAGGCCUCAAGCACGCCUGCCUGCUGCCCUUCCGGCUUGCCGCGCGGCAUUCGCCAUCUUGAACAAACCUGUGGUGGCCUCCUCCGCCCUGUUGGCCUCGCCUUGGAUACUCGCUUGCCUCAUUUUCCCACCGCUUAUUUUUUCCCAGUCCAUGGUAAAACUCGUAUCUUACGGAGAUUGCUACGUAGAGACAUACCGCGGAUACUUUAUUUUCAAGUCGCUUGACAACGCGAUCCCUCUGCUUUUGGCCCUGGGCCUUCUUGUGACCGCUGCGGUGUUCAGACGACGCCGGCUGUCUGGAGGAAUCGCUGUCCGUGGGGCGCAGGUCGAGUUGAUAGAGCGAGGACCGGAUGUGGACAGCUGGCACCCUUACGCAGCGGCGGUGUCGGUGGUGGGAGUGUGUGAAGUGGGAUUCACCCUCUCAUUUUGGUGGAGUACUAUUCUCGAUGUCUGGAUAAAGUAGGUGAUUGGUUCUUAACAAGAGUGGGUCCCUUUAUAGCGCUCUGUUGAUGUUUAAAGAACUGUAAAAUACUCAUUAAAGAGAUAGAAAAUGAUACGAGAGAGAAGAAAAGAGAGAGAGAGAGAGAGAGAGAGGGAGGGAAAGGGAGUAAUAGACGAGUCUAGAUGACUGUAAUACAAAACGCGUGUCAGAAGAAUGAUUAAUGAGACAAUUUGUGUAAAUAAACAAAUAUAUAUGUUGGGGAGUCAUAUGUAAAGGAGCCAUAUGUUAAGGAAGCGUAUGUUGGGGAGGCAUAUGUAGGGGAGGCAUAUGUUGGGGAGGCAUAUGUAGGGAGCAAAUUGUUAGGGAGCCCUAUGUUAGGGGGGCGUAUGUUGGGGAGGCAUAUGUAAGGGAGCUAUGUAUUAGGAGGCGUAUUAUGUUAGGGAGCCAUACGUUAGGGGGGCGUAUGUUGGGGAGGCAUAUAUUGGGAAGGCAUAUGUUAAGGGGCCAUAUGUAAGGGAGGCGUAUGCUGGGGAUGGGAUAUUUCAAGGAGCCGUAUGAUAGGUGGGCACAUUUUGGUGAUGCAUAUGGUGGAUGUGGGCCUGGGACAGCACUGACCUAUAAAUUUGUUUUUUCAAGGCGUGUCGGAACUGUUGCCAUUGACGGCACUUCUAUGACGCUCAUUUGCCAAACCUCCAUACAUCGUUUAACAACCCUUUAAAACACAGCAUUUCCAUUCAAUCCUUUAAUAAAAUGGGACGUCGAGCAAUGGGGCUGAAAAUUCGACAUACAUUCAAGUAAUGCACUUUAACAAGAAUCCCAAUUGAGUGCUCCCCCCCCCCCCCCCCCCCCCCCCCCCCCCCCCCUUCCCCCCCCCCCCGCACGCGCAAGUCUCGCCACCGAUCAUUUUUCAAGCCCCUGAACUAUAUUAAUAGGAUAAUAGUCUAUCCGGUUUUGAAACGCAGAUCUAUUUCAAAAACUUUCAGUAAAACGAAAGAAAGUGCACCAAACGCACUUCAGAUUGUUUUAUUUUUUUUGUAAAAAGAAUCUCUAUUUUAUUUCGUGAAACCAGUGCCAUCAUAUUUCCUCUGUCUUCACCUUGAAAAUCUGGAAAACCCGAAUGAAUUUUGGGGACUUUUUAGUUUUGGGGGAAGGAAAGGAGGGGGGUGCUGAAAAUUUGAAAGAACGUGUUAUCAUUGGCAACGAGUCUAUAUGCCGAGUUUCAGCUCGAUAGGUUGUCGGGAAGUAGGUCAUUUUAGCCGUCCGAAGAUUUUACCAGCCAGAAGAAGCACACGAAUAAAAGAGAAGAUAAUAUUGAAGAUGAAAAAAAAAAAAUUCUCUCAUAUAGGAUUAACCCCCCUUCUAAGUGUUGAACAUUUAUCUAUUACGUGGCACGACUGAACUAUUACAACUCUCUCAUGGCUGAACUAUUACAACUCUCUCAUGGCUGAACUAUUACAACUCUCUCAUGGCUGAAAUAUUGCAACUCUCUCAUGACUGAACUAUUACAACUCUCUCAUGGCUGAACUAUUACAACUCUCUCAUGACUGAACUAUUAAAACUCUCUCAUGGCUGAACUAUUACAACUCUCUCAUGGCUGAACUAUUACAACUCUCUCAUGGCUGAACUAUUACAACUCUCUCAUGGCUGAACUAUUACAACUCUCUCAUGACUGAACUAUUACAACUCUCUUAUGAAUGAACUAUUACAACUCUCUCAUGGCUGAACUAUUACAACUCUCUCAUGACUGAACUAUUAAAACUCUCUCAUGGCUGAACUAUUACAACUCUCUCAUGACUGAACUAUUACAACUCUCUCAUGGCUGAACUAUUACAACUCUCUCAUGGCUGAACUAUUAAAACUCUCUCAUGGCUGAACUAUUACAACUCUCUCAUGACUGAACUAUUACAACUCUCUCAUGGCUGAACUAUUACAACUCUCUCAUGGCUGAACUAUUACAACUCUCUCAUGACUGAACUAUUACAACUCUCUCAUGGCUGAACUAUUACAACUCUCUCAUGGCUGAACUAUUACAACUCUCUCAUGGCUGAACUAUUACAACUCUCUCAUGGCUGAACUAUUACAACUCUCUCAUGACUGAACUAUUACAACUCUCUCAUGGCUGAACUAUUACAACUCUCUCAUGACUGAACUAUUACAACUCUCUCAUGGCUGAACUAUUACAACUCUCUCAUGACUGAACUAUUACAACUCUCUCAUGGCUGAACUAUUACAGCUCUCUCAUGACUGAACUAUGACAACUCUCUCAUGACUGAACUAUUACAACUCUCUCAUGACCGAUCAUAAUUUAUUUGUUGUUUUUUUAUACAGAUUAACAAUUGACGUUGUAUUUAUAAUAAUCAACUGGACCAAAGUCAUCAUGAUGUUUUUCCCCUGGCUGCUCUUCCCUGACGUCAGAGACCGUAUCAAGACCUGGAGGCCGUGGCGUCGCGAGAGAGGUCGCCCUGACCUGACGCUGGUGUUUACAAAAGAACAGUCCUAAUGUUUUGUGUUACCCCCCGCCCCCCCCCACACACACCCAAACACCAUGUUAUCACACCUACUAAUCACCAUAUACUUUAGCUGUGUAACCGGCAAAUUAAUCCAUUUACUUGGUUUGCUUUUUAACUGCUGAACUCUCAAUCUGUUGGGUGGUGACACCCUCGGGGAGUCGUCCCACGCCCUACAACAUGCUCUGUGAAUCUUAUUUGUUUUUAUUUAUAUAUUAAUCAAAAAAAUAUGUCAAUGACAAAUUUUAUUGUAAAUGACACAUUCAUUGUAAAAUGACACCUUUAUUUUUAAAUGGCACAUUAAUUUUAAAUGCCAUAUUUAUUGUAAAUGACAUAAUUAUUGUAAAUCACACAGUUAUUGUAAAUGACACGUUGUAAAGAUCAAUUGCAUUUAUUUUAUUUAUUUAUUUGGGGGGGGGGCGGGGUGGCGGGGGCGUCAUUUAAACGUUAAAAAAAAAACAAGUUAAAAUUUAUGUGCUUUGAAAUGGUUAAACUUUAAUUCAUUAAAAAAAUAACAUGGAAGAUGGUUCCUUGUCUUAAAAAAAACUUCAAGUCAAGACGUAUGAAUGAUCAACCCUGGGAGGGCGAAUUCCGUCUCUUAAUGUUGGAACCGAAGAAAUGAAAAUUAUUUUGUUCCCCAGUGUGCACGAAUUUACCAGCGUGCUCCCCCCCCACCCCCACCCCCCACCCCCCACCCCCGCUUACCAAAUCUAAAUAAGGAUUAACUAAGUCAUUUUUUGUCACUAAGGGAGUUCAGUGACCGCCUGACUUCUACGAUAGAGAAAUACUUGAGAGAUGUCUUGUGUUUAAAUUGUUACAGCUGUAAAAUGUGUUCUUGGUUAAAAUAUGUGUUUAUUUAUGUGCUGAAAAUGAAUAUAAACAAUGUAAACUGUAUACUUAACCAUCUCUUUAUUAUUAUUACGAGUAUUAUUAAUUCUUUUUUUUCAUCGAUAAAAAAACUCUAAAAAAUGCUAAGUUAUUAUUAGUCAAUAUUGAUCCAACCACCCCAACCACACACUGCCCCAACCACACACCACCCCAACCACACACCACCCCAACAAAUCACCACCCCAACCCCACACCACCCCAACCCCACACCACCCCAACCACACAACCCCAACCCCACGCCACCCAAACCACACACCGCCCUAAAACACACACUGCCCCAACCACACACCGCCUCCCCAACCCCACCCCACCCCACCCACACACCGCCCCAACCACACCACCCCAACCACACACUGCCCCAACCACACAACCCCAACCACACACCGCCCUAAACCACACACUGCUCUAACGGCAAACACCCCAACCACACACCACCCCAACCAUACACCAUCCCAACCACACACCGCCCCAACCCCACCUUACCCCUUGCCACCUUAAAUACAAAUUUAAAAAACACAUAUUUCUCAAUUGCAUAAAAAAAAACACUUGCUGAUUGGUCCCCAUAACAUUUCAAAUGUCAUCAAGAGGUAGAGGCUGCUACAAAUUUGACAGCUUGAGUCGUCAUCGGCAACGUGCCAAGUUUCAGCUCGAUAAGAUGACGGGAACCGGAUCAGCAAAAGAAGACGUCGUCCCCGAUGCACGGAAAUAACCGAUGUUACUUAAAGAUUGUUUAAAAAAAAAGAAAAGAAACAACACAUGUAUCAUUUAAAUCAAGUCUUGACUGCUUUAUGUUAAUAAUUAAUAUUAAUUUGAUUACUAUCAGUAUAAGUAAGUAUGAGUUUCGUUUUAUAGAAUCAGCCAACAAGGUUGAUUCAAGAACAUUACAACACAAUUUUUGACAAUUGUGUUUAUUUAUAACGAAGCAAGCAACUUGCGUAAGAGUUUGUAUAAUUAGAUAUCGAAGAUAUUAACAUAAAAAUUUUGAAUCUUCAACUAAAUCUUAAGACACCUGUCAUCUCGACGGAAAAUUUUUGGAACUGGGUUGAAUGUAAUAAACAAAAAUUAGUGGAUAAAGAUAUGUUAAGAGGUGAAAAUAAAAUAACAGACAGUUACCGUAUUUUUUCAGGCGCAUAAAACGACUUUUUAACCCUUGAAAAUCUUUUCAAAAGUCGGGGGUCGCCUUAUGCGCCGGGGGGUCGUCUUAUGCGUAGGGGGUCAUCUUAUAGGCCGGGGGUCGUCUUAUAGGCCGGGGGACAUCUUAUACUUGUUAUGCGCCGGGGGUCAUCUUAUACGCUGGGGGUCGUCUUAUAGGCCGGGGGUCGUCUUAUACGCCGGCGAUCGUCUUAUGCGCUGGGGGUCGUCUUUAUAGGCCGGGGCUCGUCUUAUACGCCUGGGAUCGUCUUAUACGCCGGGGGUCGCCUUAUACGCCAGGGGUCGUCUUAUACGACGUCAUCGUCUUAUACGUCCGGGGUCGUCUUAUGCGCCGGGGGUCGGUCGAUUUAUACGCCGGGGGUCGAUUUAUACGCCGGGGGUCGUCUUAUAACCAUGGUAUACGGGGGUGCUGAAACUUCAAGGACAGGCACCCUCUCAUUCCUCUGGUUCCGGGUUGGUUGACACCUUAGAAAACAAACAGCAUGGCUGCUCCCGUGGGUGGCCGUAUGGGUGGACGAGUGUGUGGCUUAGUGAGUUACCGAGUAGGUGGCCAAUUGGGUGGCCGAGUGGUUGCUCAAGUGGGUGGCCGCGUGGGUGGCCGAGUGGGUGGCGAGUGGGUGGCCGCUUGGGUGGCCGAGUGGGUGGCCGAGUGGCUGGCCAUAUGGAUUGUAGAGUGGGUGGCCAAGUGGCCAAAUUGGUGGCUGAGUGAGUGGCCAAGUUUUUUGCCGUAUGGGCGGCCGAGCGGGUAGCCAAGUGGGUGGCCGAGUGUUUGGCGAAGUGGGUCGGCCAUCUGGGUGGCUGACUGGGUGGCCAACUGGGUGGCUUAGUGGGUGGCUGAGUGGGUGGCCAAGUGGGUGGCCAAGUGAUUGGCCGAUUGGAUGGCCGAGUGUGUGGCCGAGUGUGUGGCGAAGUGGGUGGCCGAAUGGGUGGCCAAGUGGCCGAGUGGGUGGCGGAAUGGGUGGCCGCGUGGGUGGCUCAGCGCUCUAAACUGAGUCCAUCCAAAAAGAUUGUCCUCUAAGAGUUUAAUCCAAAGCCUAAACAGCCAAAAACAUCACCAGCAGCCUACAUCAAACAUCACCACCCGCCUACACAAAACAUCACCAGCAGCCUACACAAAACAUCACCAGCAGCCUACACCAAACAUCACCAGCAGCCUACACCAAACAUCACCAGCAGCCUACACCAAACAUCACCAGCAGCCUACACCAAACAUCACCAGCAGCCUACACCAAACAUCACCAGCAGCCUACCCAAAACAUCACCAGCAGCCUACAUCAAACAUCACCAGCAGCCUACAACAAACAUCACCAGCAGCCUAGACAAAACAUCACCAGCAGCCUACAUCAAACAUCACCAGCAGCAUACACCAAACAUCACCAUCAGCCUACACCAAACAUCACCAGCAGCCUACACAAAACAUCACCAGCAGCAUACACCAAACAUCACCAGCAGCCUACACCAAACAUCACCAGCAGCCUACACCAAACAUCACCAGCAGCCUACACAACAUGCCAUUGUAAAGUUACAGAAAGAAUUUCAUCCCAAUUAUUAGAUUUCAAACACAGACUGACGCUUUUCAGCUUUUCGCUGACCCUUCCUCUUUUAAUGUGCUUGAUGCCCCGCGCAGCUAGCUGAAUGAUAAAACAGACAAUCAUGGACAUUUUAUUGCAUUGCCCUCCUCCUUCCCUGUGAUUUCCAAGUUGUUCAUGCGGAUCAUAUGACUCUUUUGGGAGUACCUAUCUGUGUGAAAAGCUCUUUUCCUCUUUGCACUUUAACAAUUCAAAGUUCAGGGCCAAACUUACUGAUGAGGAUCUUCAAGCUAUACUGAGGGUCUCAGUUGCCUCCUCACUCAAGCCAAAGUUGCUCAGCUGUGUUAAAAGAAGCGCUGCCAGGUCUCUGGCAACAGUGAGUAGGUCGAAGAAAGUGAAGACUAGUUCUUGAGAACACUUAAGGUUUUUAUUUGUUAUUUAUGAAGGUAGAGCAGAUUGAAACAGCUGUACUUUAACGAAUUUGUAAUCGCUUUUUCGCGGUCCAGUCUCAAUCAGACUCUACCUCCUGCGGCCCCCCUCAUGAUUUUAGUUUGAGAUCCUUGAACUAAUGAAUACUUUGGCUUUUACCAUUUCCCUUUAAAAGUAAUUUUAAUUGUUUUUAAACUAGUGCGGUAGGAGAAAAUUUGGAAAAAAAUGUGGAUGGGGGGGGGGGAGGAAUUAAUGCAAAAUAGACCCUUGAGUGCCCUUUGCUUUUAUAAUAUAAUUACAACCCAGAACAUAUACCUGCAAUAUUAUUGUGGCUCUAAUAGAGCCAAUUGCCACCUAAAUAUAAGUUAUUAAGGCAUUAAAAAUAUCACCACAAUGUUUCGCUGUUGUCAUCAUACUAAUGCUUUGUGUUUUCUUUAAUAGCUUGCAAGAUAUCACUGUAUUAAUAUUGAGCAUAAUAUGUACACACUAUAGUCUUUUUGUGCUGGUGACGUCAUUAUUUCGUUCGGAGGCCAACGUCCCUGACCCCCAUUGGUCGGAAUAUUAUUUCUUUUAAAAAUAUAACAAUAAAUAAUAAUAGAAAUAUUACCAUAUCCUCGGAUUAUGUAAUAUUGUUUACCUUUGCCUAUGACAACAUUGAUGAGCAUGAUAAUAAUAAAUCUAAAUAAAUUUCACAAAUGAAGGAAUUGAAUAAACGUAGAGUUCCAAAGUUUAUUUUAGAAAUUAAUUUUUUUUUUUUUUUUUUCAAAAACUGUUUACAUUAUAACAUACGAUGACAGAAAGACGUCGAGCAAUAAUGAAUAUCGGAUUGUUGGCCUCGAAACAGAUAGACUUUUGACUUCUAAUUGAAUAAACGUAGAGUUCCAAAGUUUAUUUUAGAAAUUAAUUUUUUUUUUUUUUUUUUCAAAAACUGUUUACAUUAUAACAUACGAUGACAGCAAGACGUCGAGCAAUAAUGAAUAUCGGAUUGUUGGCCUCGAGACAGAUAGACUUCUGACUUCUGGUAGAUGACCGAAAACCUGAGUCAUUUUCAGAGGCGUAGCGAGGGGGUGGGGCAGGGGGGGGGACAGAUGUCCCAGGGACGCCAGCUUGUUAGGGGCGCCAAAAUGUGCUUUGAUAUUAUUUUAUUGGUAAAAAUAAUGGGUUUGACAGUUGAAACAAAUAAAAAGGGGGCGCUUUAAAAUGGAUCUUGUCCCCGGGCGCGAAACUUGUCCCCGGGCACGAAACACCCUCGCUACGCCUCUGGCCACUUUAGUGAUUGAGACUUUCGGCAGAAACCAAAAUUAAACCGAAAGUUAACUUUUCUGUUUUGACCGAAACAGAAAGUAAGCCGAAUGUUAAUUUUUCAGUUUCGGCCAAAACUGAAACUUGGCCGAAAGUGAUCGAAUGUCAACUUUCGGCGCCGAAGCCGAAAUUCGGUAGGUCUCUAAACGCAACUGUUGUUAGUCCUUCUCUGCAUCGUCGAUCCAUCUCAGAAUUGGUCGACCGGUCAGUCGCAUCCCCCUUGGGUUUCUGCCUGUAGACCACUUUUGAUGCUCUACAAUCCGGUAUCCUCUCAAGGUGUCCUGUCCAUAAAGUACCUGGCAUAUGCAGACAAUACUAAAAAAUGUAACAGGUCACCCCUCUCCCACAUUAUUAGUAUUUUUUUUAAAUUGUCAACCUUCAUUGCCUGAGUUGUAGCUAAUAGUUGAGACCCCCAGGUCAGACUCCCAUCAAAGACAACGCAGGUCAGACUCCAGGUCUGACUCCGGUAAAAGAGGGCGCUGGUAAGCCUCCCGUAGAACACAGCGCACGUCAGACUCCAGGCCAGACUCCGCUCAAAGACAGCGCAGGGCAGACUCCAGGCCUGACUCCGGUCAAAGACAGCGCAGGUCAGACUCCAGGCCAGACUCCGGUCAAAGACAGCGCAGGUCAGACUCCAGGCCAGACUCCGGUCAAAGACAGCGCAGGUCAGACUCCAGGCCAGACUCCGGUCAAAGACAGCGCAGGUCAGACUACACCAGCGGUUCUCAUUCAGUGGCGUCACGAUACUCUCGUGAGUAGCCUGGGGAUAUUUGAAAGAUUAGUGCACCAAUGUAUGUGGAACCUUUAAAUAGAAAGACAGGACAAUAAAAGUGGAACGUUUCGGCUAAGAGUCUUCCUCAACAUUAAAUAACAACAAAAAUCCUCGAUUUAAUUAUUUUUUUUUAAAAUUAAAAUGUUCUAACUUAAUUUUAACACCUCUUACUUCUAAAAAUUGUAAAUAUAAAUUUCAGUCAUCGUGCUACCUACCUUUUAUUCUGUCGCUACAUCGUAACUACAAUACAGGCUACAUAAAAAUAACUUUUGGAAGAUGUCAGCAGCAAAUUAACUUUUACAAUUUAAGCUUAUUAAUAUCCAUUAAUUUGUAGGUAACAUUAUAUUUAGAGCAAUGUUGAAUAUGUAUUUUCCUCCUGAAAUCAUCAUAUUCCCGGAGUUGUGUUAAGCUCCAUUAAACUCUUAAGUUGGCAGCGCCCAGAGACAUUUGUUAACGUUAAAUAUUUAUUGUACAAUAUACGUAUAUUUAGUUAACAUCUUAUCUUUUUGUUUAAAAGAAUCGUUAAAAUAGUUAUAAUAAAAUAAUAUGAAGAAUAAGAAGAAGAAUGAUAUAAUAAUAAUAAUGAUGAUAAUAAUAAUGAUGGUGAUGAUGAUAAUGAUAAAAAUGAUAGUAAUAAUAAUAUUAAUAAUAAAAUAAUAUUGAUGAUAAUAAUAACAAUAAUAAUCAUAAUAAUAAUGAUGAUACUAAUAAUAAUGAUAAUUGUCGAGGGUAUAAGAAUCACUGUUGCUAUGUGUAGAGCGUCGUUGUCAUGUUUGAUAGGGAAAAGAUGUUAGUUAGAGAUUUUAUGUGCAGCCGUAUCGUUUGUGUGAGAGUGUUGUGACGUAAUUGUGUAAUGGGAAGUGACGCGUUAGUUUUAGUGCUGUUGUUAGAGAAGAGAGAUGGUGGAUGUGCUACAUUGACUGUUGUGAAUUGAAUACUGCUAAGUGUUGUGCUGAGAAAUUAAGUAUCAAACAUAGUUUGGGAAUUGCGGUUAAUUAAAGUAAGAGUUGUGCUGAAAGGAUUCGAUUGUUGCUUCGACAUUAGGUAUCAACCUGGGUUUGUGAAUUGUGGUUAAAUAAACUUUUGUUGUUGCAUUGGUAACUGUUGCUGUAUGAUGUACUGCCGAACGGAAUGAAGUGAAAGACUUUGCCAUACAGAAGAAACGCUUCUCGACAAUAAUAAAUAUAAUAACAAUAAAAUAAUAAUAAUAAUACAAUAAUAAUGUUAAACUUUGUUUGUUGUUUAGUGAUUAUGUUUCAUUAAAAAAAUAAAAAUCAUUGUUCGACAAAUCACAUCCUACAAAAAUCAUUAAAUAUUCUUAAAUCAGAUACAGCUUAUAGAUUCCCCCCUUAUAGAUUAAAGCACCUUAUCCGUUUUCUAGAAAUAAUCCUAGACGCUAAAACAUGGAGAAUGCAACAAAGGAGAAGCGGUACCAUAAGUUUGAGAACCGUUCGAGACUUUGCAGUUUUAAGAUAACAGUUACCAACCUAUCUCGUCGCGAGCAUGGAGCAUAACAGACUUGGACAGAGUUCACUUAUUUAAUUUUCGCUUUUGUUGUUGUUGUUGCUCUGUAGCUUAGGUCGCCAUCUUGAGACACGCCCACUGAACCUGCGUUGUAAAGGCUACAAGGUUUUGGUCAACCUUCGACUCCAGUUAUUCCAUUCAGCAUCCGGAAAAUAACAUUAUAUGAUAUUUGUUUGUUAUAACGACGUCUAAUUGUCUUUUUUUUAUAAGAAAUUGUUUUCAAUCUACGGCAAACAAUCGGAUAAGUCAGUUAUACUUCGAUUACAGCUUUAAAAGUCAAAUACUUUUAAAUUUUUCAAUUCCGAUUACGUGGUCGACGCUCAGAGACAAUAUUCUUGAGACAUACUUGGAUUUGUCCCUGAAAGUAAGUGUCUUGUCUGUCUUGUCUGUCUUGAGAUUGAACUUAAAUAACUUUUAAAUAUAUAUUAUUUGUAAAAAAAAAAUUGAAUAGAGCCUGCGAUGUUUAGGUUAGACGAUUUUGUUGACAUCUCAAUUUUCUAUGUCUUGGUAAAGCUUUAUAAGACUAUUUAACUUAGUUACAUUUUAAUUUGCAACAAAUCAAAUAAUUUGAUUUACUGUUUAAAGUAGAUGUGUAUUUAUUUCUUAAGUUUUAGAAACACAUAUAUAUAUUUGAAUAGUAAUUGAAAUCUGCCUUUCUUAGCAAUGUAUACAGAUUAGUGUCUAAAAUCGAUUUUAUUUAAAUAGGUUUGGUUAGUUCCAGUUGGUUAAGACGAUCUCGUGGAGCAUUGUUUCAACUUGUGAUUAUGGUGUACAUGUGGACUAGAAUCCAACCUCAAUAGGGAUAAAUCAUUAUAAUAUAUAUAUUAAAAAUUAUACACAUCAGAUUUUAAAAAAAGAAUAAUAUACAACAACAAAACUAUUCGUUUCCUGCAAGCAUUCUUCAAGCCGCCAAUACAAAGGAGGUGCACUGUAAUUUGUAUGCAACACAUACAGUGAUGGUGCACUUUAAAUAAUAUGUAUACAUAUAAUGAAGAUUUACUAUGAGUUAUAUGUACACAUACAAUGAAGGUGAACUGUCAUUUAUAUCUACAUAGUCUUUGACAGUUCCAAGCGGUGACAGAGAAAAAAAAAUUUCAAUUUUUUUUUUUUUUCAAUUUGCUCUUCCUCAGGUUAUUGAAUUCAUCAACUACCUGCCCCAACAGGUUACAGAACAAUCUAAGUUGAAAAACAUUGAUGAACAUGUUUUUAUGUUAAGACCAAUCGGCAACUAGACAUGGAUCAGACAUUCAACACUACGCACGGAUACCUCCAAGACGAUCGUGCUGACGCUCUCUAUGAAUUAUAUUUAAAAUGUUUAAGGGCUGAAUUUGUCAUGGAAUGCAUCAUGCUAACGUUGGGCCUCGCUCUCAACGCGUGGAUGCUACUGGUUAUCGCCACGUCGCCGGACAUGCGCUGUCGCAUGCGCAACAAGCUCAUUGCCAGCUUCUGCAUCCAGCAUCUUUUGGAGUCCUUGAUACAACUUCCGCUGAAUAUAGACGUUAUCUCCAGAUACUUUAAUAGCCACUCAAUUAGCUGCCAUCACAUUUCCGCAAUCAUUCAUACGUUCUUAAUGCAAGAUUUCAUCACCAACUGGACUUUGGUCAUUUUUGUUGCGGUUUACCUGGCCCACGUCUGCGAUUACAGGCCUCAAGCACGCCUGCCUGCUGCCCUUCCGGCUUGCCGCGCGGCAUUCGCCAUCUUGAACAAACCUGUGGUGGCCGCCUCCGCCCUGUUGGCCUCGCCUUGGAUACUCGCUUGCCUCAUUUUCCCACCGCUCAUUUUUUCCCAGUCCAUGAUAAAAUUUGACGCAUAUUGCUACAUAAGUGCACACCGCGGAUACUUUAUUUUCAAGUCGCUGGACAACGCCAUCCCUCUGCUUUUGGCCCUGGGCCUUCUUGUGACCGCUGUCGUGUUCAGACGGCGCCGGCUGUCUGGAGGAAUCGCUGUCCGUGGGGCGCAGGUCGAGUUGAUAGAGCGAGGACCGGAUGUGGACAGCUGGCACCCUUACGCAGCGGCGGUGUCGGUGGUGGGAGUGUGUGAGAUGGGAUUCACCCUCUCAUUUGUGUUGAUUAUUCUAAAUGAUUAUUGGAUAAGGUACGUGAUUGGAUCUUAACAAGAGUGCGCCCCAUUAUAGCGCUCUGUUGAUGUUUAAAGAACUGUAAAAUACUCAUUAAAGAGAUAGAAAAAGAUACGAGAGAGAAGAAAAGAGAGAGAGAGGGGGAAAGGGAGUAGUAGACGAGUCUAGGUGACUGUAAUACAAAACGCGUGUCAGCAGAAUGAUUAAUGAGACAAUUUGUGUAAAUAAAGAAAUAUAUAUGUUGGGGAGUCAUAUGUAAAGGAGCCAUGUGUUAAGGAAGCGUAUGUUGGGGAGGCAUAUGUUCGGGAAGGCAUAUGUUAGGGAUGCGUAUAUUUGGGAGGCAUGAGUAGGGGAGUCAUGAGUUAAGGAGGGUUAUGUUGGGGAGGCAUAUUUUGCGAAGGCAUAUGUUGGGGAGCCAUUUAUGAGGGAGGCGUAUCUUGGAGAGGCAUACUAUAGGGAGCCAUAUGUUACGGAGGCAUAUUUUGGUGAUGUGUAUGGGGAUGUGAGGUUGGGACAGCAUUGACCUAUACAUCUGGUUCUCGAGGCAUGUUGAAAUGAUGUCAUUGAUGGCACGUCGAUGACGCUCAUUGGUCAAUCCCUCAUUCAUCAAAACCCUUAAAACAUAACUUUUUCCAUUAAAUCCUUUUAUAAAAUGGGACGUCCAAGCAAUGGGGCUGAAAAUUCAACAUCCAUUCAAGUAAUGCACUUUACAAGAAUCCCAAUCAGUGCCCCCCUCCCCCAUGCCCACCCCCACCCCCCACGUGCAGGUCUCGCCACCGAUCUUUUUUCACGCCCGUGAACUUGAUUAAUAUCAUAAUGUCCCACCCGAUUUUGAAACCCAGAGUUAUUUCAACAACUUUCAGAGAAAACCAAAGAAGGUAUUACACACCAGCUCACUUGCGAUAUAUUUUUUUUUUUAAGAGUCUCUGCAAUCGAGAUUUUAUUUCGUGAUACCAGUGCCAUCAUAUUUACUUGACCUUCACCUUGAAAAACAGGAAAUCCCGAAUUUUGGGGAAUUAAUAGUUUUGGGGGAAGGAAAAGGGAAGGGGGGGGCCUGAAAGUUUGAAAGAAUGUGUUUUCAUUGGCAACGCGUCUAUAUGCCAAGUUUCAGCUCCAUAGCUUGACGGGAAGUAGGUCAUUUAGGCGUCCGAAAAGAUUUUACCAGCCGGAAACACACGAAUAAAAGAGAAGAUAAUAUUGAAGAUUGAAAAAAAAUAAAAAAAUUUUGUCCUAUAGAAUUAACCCCCCUUCUAAGGGUUGAACAUUUGUCCAUUACGUUCCAUGACUGAACUAUUACAACUCUCUCAUGACUGAUACUAUUGCAGCUCUUUCAUGACUGAUACUAUUACAGCUCUCUCAUGACUGAACUAUUACAACUCUCUCAUGACUGAACUAUUACAACUCUCUAAUGACUGAACUAUUACAACUCUGUCAUGACUGAACUAUUACAGCUCUCUCAUGACUGAUACUAUUACAGCUCUCUCAUGACUGAACUAUUACAGCUCUCUCAUGACUGAUACUAUUACAGCUCUCUCAUGACUGAACUAUUACAACUCUCUCAUGACUGAUAAUAAUCUUUUUUUUAUUUUUACAGUUCCAUAGUGGACGUCGUAUUUGUAAUAAUCAGCGGGACCAAAGUCAUCCUGAUCUUUUUCCCCUGGCUGCUCUUCCAUGACGUCAGAGACCGUAUCAAGACCUGGAGGCCGUGGCGUCGCGAGAGAGGUCGCCCUGACCUGACGCUUGUGUUUACAAAAGAACAGGCCUAAUGUCUUGGGUUUCCCAAACCCCCCCCCAACCCACCAACACACACCAUGUAAUCAAACCUACUAAUCACCAUAUAAUUCAGCUGUGUUACCGUCAAAUUGAUUCAUGACUUUAUAGUUUUUAUGGUCUGCUUUGAACUGCUGAAAUCUCACUCUAUGGCCAGCGCCACCUUCGAGGGUCGUACUACAACAUGCUAUGUGAAACUUAUUUUUACAUUUUUAAAAAUAUGUAAAUGACACAUGUAUUGUCAAUGACACAUGCAUUGAAAAUGCCACAUUUAUUGUAAAUGACGCAUUUAUUGUAAAUGAAACAUUUAUUGUCAUUGACACAUUUAUUGUAAAUGACACAUUUAUUGUAAAUGCCACAUUUAUUGUAAAUGACGCAUUUAUUGUAAAUGAAACAUUUAUUGUCAAUGACACAUUUAUUGUAAAUGACACAUUUAUUGUAAA
This is a messenger RNA of Lymnaea stagnalis (great pond snail), 15179 nucleotides long. The record is from the annotation of a GenBank genome assembly. Lineage: Eukaryota; Metazoa; Mollusca; Gastropoda; Lymnaeidae.